Messenger RNA from Halteromyces radiatus, 2876 nucleotides. RefSeq names its product armadillo-type protein. Gene Ontology annotation, biological process: proteasome-mediated ubiquitin-dependent protein catabolic process; regulation of protein catabolic process. Bases 152 to 2788 code for a protein of 878 amino acids. The record is from RefSeq and is a predicted model, not a curated record. The transcript is spliced from 12 exons. Gene Ontology annotation, cellular component: proteasome storage granule; nucleus; proteasome complex. Gene Ontology annotation, molecular function: enzyme regulator activity. Lineage: Eukaryota; Fungi; Mucoromycota; Mucoromycetes; Mucorales; Cunninghamellaceae.
CUUAUUUUUUUUUUUUGACCUCUUCUUUUUUUAUUUAUUUUCUUUUCUUCUUUCGUUGCUUUUUGUUUGUGAACUUGGACGUUACCUUUAUUUAUAUCAACAAUUUUUUUUUUGUGUUAUCAUCUUCUUUACAAGUUAUAUAUAUUAAACAAUGGCCGAACAACAAAAGGACACUCCUUCUGAUAAUAUUGAAAAGAAACCUACUGAUGACAAGACCAAAGACAAGAAGGACCAGGAAGAAGAAUUGUCUGAGGAAGAUCAACAAUUGAAAAGUGAAUUGGAAUUGCUUGUAGAUAGAAUAGAAGGGGAUCAAAUUGAUCUUCAUCGUCCUGCUUUGGAACAACUUCGUACUUUGAUUCGAACAUCUACUAGCUCGAUGACUUCGGUACCAAAACCACUCAAGUUCCUCAGUUCUCAUUAUGAAACUCUGAAAAAAGUUUUUGACUCUUGGCCUUCCUCUGACAGCAAGAAUCUCUUUUCCGAUAUCCUUUCAGUAUUAUCUAUGACUUAUGCCGAAGAAGGUGAAAGAGCUUGUUUACAAUAUCGUUUACAUGGAACAGCUGAAGAAGAUUUUGGAUCAUGGGGUCACGAAUAUGUCCGUCAUUUAGCUGGGGAAAUCAUGCAAGAAUAUGAAGCUCGUAAUACAGUAGAACAAUCUACAAACGAUCUUUUGGAAUUGGCCUUGAAACUUGUACCUUUCUUUUUGAAGCACAACGGUGAAGCAGACGCUGUAGAUUUACUUCUUGAACUCGAAGCCAUUGAUCAAUUACCUCGUUUUGUCGACAAGGAUACUUAUGAACGAGUUUGUUUAUACAUGGUUGGUUGUGUCAAUUUAUUAGCACCUCCUGAUGAUGUAUCCUUCAUUCGAACUGUUCGUACCAUUUAUCGUCAACAAGAAAAGUAUGCUCAAGCAUUGAAUUUGUCUAUUCGUAUGGGCGAUCAAGAUGCUAUUAAGGAAGAUUUUGAAUGUUGUCCUGAUCCUCUUCUCAAGAAACAAAUGGCUUUCCAAUUGGCACGUCAGCAGAUCCAAAUUGAAACUGAUGAUGUGGAAUUGAGCGAAUGUUUGAACAAUACUCAUCUAUCUCGAUACUUUAUAUCUCUUGCACGUGAAUUGGAUGUAUUGGAACCAAAAACACCAGAAGACAUUUACAAAAGUCAUCUCGAAAAUCAUCGCACAUCAUUUAGCACCAACGUCGAUUCGGCACGCAACAAUUUGGCUUCUACUUUUGUCAAUGCAUUUGUGAACGCGGCUUUCGGAAAGGACAAGUUAAUGAUUACCGAUGAAGAAAACUCAUCUUCAUGGAUUUACAAAACAAAGGAUCAUGGUAUGACUAGUGCUACUGCUUCUUUGGGUAUGAUUUCUCUUUGGGAUAUUGAAGUGGGUCUUACAUUGAUCGACAAGUAUAUGUAUUCAAAUGAUGACAAUAUCAAGGCUGGUGCUUUACUGGCAAUUGGUAUUUUAAAUACUGGUGUACGUGAAGAAUCCGAUCCUGCUUUGGCCUUAUUAUCUGAAUCUAUUGAAAGUGGAAAUGUUCAUGUUCGACAUGCUGCUAUCUUUGGUCUUGGACUUGCUUAUGCUGGAUCAGCUCGUGAAGAAGUAGCAGAAUUGUUAUUACCUAUUGUUAGUGAUACUGGAUUAUCUAUGGAAUUAUCAUCUGUAGCUGCUUUGGCCUUAGGUAUGGUAUUUGUUGGUACUUGUCAUGGUGAUAUUACUAGCACGAUUUUACAAACUAUGAUGGAACGUGAAGAUAAAUAUCUGAAAGAAACUUGGUCUCGUUUCAUGGCACUUGGUCUUGGUUUAUUAUUCCUUGGAAAGCAAGAUGCUUCUGAUGCUACUUUGGAAACUCUCAAAACGAUUGAACAUCCUCUUGGCAAGCAAGCUGAAGUAUUAGUAGAAGUUCUUUCAUAUGCUGGUACUGGCAAUGUACUCAAGGUACAAAAGAUGCUACAUAUCUGCAAUGAUCAUCUGGAUAAGGAAAAAGAAGAUGAUACUCAUCAAGCAUUUGCAACUAUUGGUGUGGCAUUGAUCGCUAUGGGUGAAGAUGUUGGUACUGAAAUGUCUUUGCGUACAUUCAAUCAUUUGAUGCAUUAUGGUGAACCUUCUAUUCGUAAGGCAGUUCCUUUGGCUCUUGGUUUAUUAUGUGCUUCAAAUCCUAUGGUGUCAGUAUUGGAUACACUCAGCAAAUAUUCUCAUGAUAAUGAUACAGAAGUAGCAAUCAGUGCCAUCUUUGCCAUGGGGUUAGUGGGUGCUGGUACUAACAAUGCUCGACUUGCUCAAAUGUUACGUCAAUUAGCCAGUUAUUAUCACAAGGAACCUUCUAGCCUUUUUAUGGUGCGUAUCGCUCAAGGUUUAUUACACAUGGCCAAGGGUACAAUGACAUUGAAUCCAUUCCAUUCUGAUCGACAAAUCAUGUCUCCUGUGGCUUUGGCAGGAUUAAUGACAAGUAUUAUCACAUUCACUGACCAUAAACCAUUUAUCUUUGGAAAAUGGCAUUAUCUUUUGUAUUCUUUGGUGACAGCGAUGUAUCCUCGAUUCUUAAUUACAUUUGAUGGUGAAUUGAAUAAUUUACCAGUGACCGUUCGUGUAGGUCAAGCAGUGGACGUGGUGGGACAAGCUGGUCGACCAAAGACAAUCACUGGUUUCCAAACUCAUUCUACACCUGUACUAUUGGCUCAUUCUGAGCGUGCCGAAUUGGCUACUGAAGAAUUCAUCUCAUUGGCACCUAUUUUGGAAGGCAUUGUACUUUUGAAAAAGAAUGCUGAUUAUAUGGAAGAAGACACGGAAUAGUAGAUUAUUUUGAUUAUUUGAAUAUUUCUCGACUUUUGAUUAUAUAAAAAUAAUAAAAAUAAAAAAAAAAGACUUUUAUAUGAACAUC